GUCCUGCCUUUCGAUCUUCGUUGUUUGUGUUAUUAUGAGUCUUAUGUUAAGGUUACUGCGGCCAGCAGUGAGGGCGCCAUGGAGAGUCACAAGGGCGCAGCGUUGGAGAGGGUACGCGACGGUGGAAGUGCCUGCGUCGAAGCUCAGCUUCGGCCAGCCGCUGCAUGAGACUCACCCUCACCUGCUGAAGCCUGGGGAAAUCACACCCAACAUCACCGCCCUCGAGUACUACAAUCGUCGCCAAAAGCUUGCUGAACAGCUUCCACCAAACUCGAUCGCCAUCAUUGCCGGUUCAGACCUGAAGUAUGCCUCUGGUGCAGUCUUCUACAAAUUCCACCAGGAUCCUGACUUCCUCUACCUGACCGGCUUUAAGGAACCAGACGCACUUGCGAUUAUCGAGAAGCAAGAGGACGACGAUCACAUCUUCCACCUCUACGUUCGCCCAAAGGAUGUCAAGGCCGAAAUAUGGGAAGGCGCACGUUCAGGUGUAGAAGCUGCUGAGGAUGUCUUCAAUGCUGAUGUCGCCGGCGAUAUCAACAACUUGCCUCGAAUCCUCGCCGGAAUCAUCACACGAUCGAAGAACAUCUACACCGACCUGCCCAGCAGCCGCAUAUCGAAGAACAUAUUAUCGCGAUUCUUGUCAGGUUCCGAGCCAGCACGGAUAGGAGGCAUUCAGAAGGUCUUCCGUGAUGCACGAGACGAGAACGAGAUCUCGAUGAAGCCCCUGCGACCACUGCUGAACGAAUUGAGGGUCAUCAAGAGCGAUGCAGAGAUCCAGAACAUGCGAAGAGCGGGGCAACAUUCUGGACGCGCCAUCACAGACGCCAUGCGCCAGUCCUUCACGACUGAGAAGGACCUCGACUCCUUCCUCGACUAUUGGUUCAAGCAGGACGACUGCGACGGCCCAGCGUACGUCCCGGUUGUCGCAGGCGGCAUCAAUGCCAACACUAUCCAUUACGUAUCGAACGACAUGCAGUUGAACCCCAACGACCUCGUCUUGGUAGAUGCCGGCGCACAGUAUGGCAGCUACGUCACAGACAUUACCCGCACAUGGCCUGUUUCUGGCAAGUUCACACCAGCGCAGCGCGACCUCUACACUCUCCUCCUGAACGUACAACGGUCUUGCGUCGCCCUAUGCCGUGUCUCUGCACAGCUAUCGCUCGACAAGCUACACAACAUCGCAGCCAACCAGCUCCGUGACGGCCUCAAGGAUCUCGGUUUUGACAUUUCGAACGACGCUAUUCACAAGCUGUUUCCACACCACGUUGGCCACUACCUCGGUCUUGACGUUCACGAUAGUCCAGGCUUGACAAGAACUAGAUAUCUUGAGAAGAACAUGGUUGUCACAGUCGAGCCUGGGAUAUACGUACCUGAUGAUGAGAGGUGGCCGAAGUGGGCGAGAGGCAUUGGCAUGAGGAUCGAAGACAGCGUUUGUGUGGAUGAGGAGAGCCCCUUUGUGCUGACAACAGAAGCUGUAAAAGAGAUCGUGGACAUCGAAGCACUGAAGGGAACCGAGACGAACAUAUAGAACCCUGAAGCAGUCCAAGAGCUGCUAUGUAGCAUACCAUCAAGUACAACAAGAACAUCGACUAAUUGUAUUCACGAUCCGACACGGCCGACGACCAGAUUGCACGCGGCGUCC
This is a messenger RNA of Macroventuria anomochaeta, 1642 nucleotides long. RefSeq lists its product as uncharacterized. Bases 35 to 1528 code for a protein of 497 amino acids. The record is from RefSeq and is a predicted model, not a curated record. The transcript has 4 exons. Gene Ontology annotation, cellular component: mitochondrion. Gene Ontology annotation, molecular function: metalloaminopeptidase activity; manganese ion binding. Lineage: Eukaryota; Fungi; Ascomycota; Dothideomycetes; Pleosporales; Didymellaceae.